Dermatophagoides pteronyssinus (European house dust mite) is the source of this 747-nucleotide messenger RNA. RefSeq lists its product as uncharacterized. Lineage: Eukaryota; Metazoa; Arthropoda; Arachnida; Sarcoptiformes; Pyroglyphidae. The record is from RefSeq and is a predicted model, not a curated record.
AUGUCUGUCAAUCAAUCAGAUAUUACUCAUCGUAAAAUAAUUCGUGCCAAAAUUACCAAGGCUUGCAACCAAUCUUUGAGUUUGACUUUAGAAGAAUUGAUUCAACUUCAAAGAGAAUACGACAUAAUCAGUGAAAAAUGUUUAGCCGAUUCGCCCCCUGAUUAUGAAGAUCAAAAAUCGAAGGAUGAUUUGUACAAACAGAAAAUUUCAGCAUUAAUCGUUCUGGAGCGUGCAAAAAAUACUUUAACUGCCAUAUCUAUCGUUGAUGAGGAAGCUGAAGAAUCUAUUUUAAUUCCGAAUCCUGUUCGUGCUUCAUCUCCUGUUAUCAAUCCUAACAAUUCAAUCGUUGAAAAUUCUACUAAUCCAUCUUAUCCUAUGAAUGUCCGUGCUUCUGAUCUUUUAAACUUCGAUGGUAAUGUCAUGAACUGGUUUCCGUUUAAAAUCUCGUUCGAAGAUGAAGUCAUCAAUAAUCCGAAUCUAAUGGAAUCGAAGAAGCGUAAUUUACUUCUUAAGGUUCUUGCUGAUGAUGCUAAGGACAGAGCUAUGGACCUUGUUAGGCAAGGUCAAUCUCUACGUUCUAUUUGGAUCUCGUUAAAUGCUUACUAUGGCGAUCCUAAGAAAGCUGACGAGUAUUUAUUGAAGCGUAUACGUUCAAUAGUUUUCGUGAACACUUCAUUCGAAUCAUCGAAAAUCGAAACCAUGCUUAAUGAAGUUCGACGAAUUUCUAGCGCUGCAAACAGCCNAUGA